Messenger RNA from Micromonas commoda, 4170 nucleotides. RefSeq names its product carbohydrate-binding module family 45 protein (gene GWD1). Bases 1 to 4014 code for a protein of 1337 amino acids. Gene Ontology annotation, molecular function: ATP binding; kinase activity. Lineage: Eukaryota; Viridiplantae; Chlorophyta; Mamiellophyceae; Mamiellales; Mamiellaceae. The transcript has 2 exons. Gene Ontology annotation, biological process: phosphorylation. The record is from RefSeq and is a predicted model, not a curated record.
AUGGCGGCUACCGCGAUGGGCGGAGCUAGUGUCGUGGGGGCGCCGAAGUUCUUUGCCGCGGGCUCCAGGAGGACGGUGCGCGGCACCUCCGCGCUGCGCGCCGCGACUCGCCCCGCGGCCGCGAGGCGGUCCAUCGCGACCGUCACCCGCGCGCAGGCCGGCCAGACCGCCGAAGGCGAUCGCAUCGUCGAUGUCUCCCAGAUCGUCGUGCCCGAGGAGCUCGUCGGCAUCCGCGCGUACGUGCGCUGGGAAGAGGCCGGCAUGCCCGAGGACACGCCCCCCGAGUGGCAAGCCGCCGAGUACGCCAAGGCCAGGCUGGACCUCCAGCUCGAGGUUCUCAACGGCGUCACCCUCAACGACAUACGCCGCAGGUACAACCAGGAGACCGUCGACGGCGACGACGAGCCCAUCUUUUCCCGCGGCGACGCGAACGUCAUGCUCGACGACGCCGCGGGCAAGUUUACCGGCGCGACGUCCAACGUCGUACCGAUGGAGACCCGGCCGACCCCUCUCGACGACUUCGCGCCCACCAUCGACAUCCCCGGCGGCGGCAAGAAGCAGAAAGUGGCGAUCGAGCCCGAGGAGUGGAUCGAGCCCCCGCCCGAGCAGGUUGGCGAGUACCACUCCGACGCCUACGUGCACCGCGAUCUUAGGUCCAUCGUCUCCCACCGCGCGGGGGGCGACGAGGUUACCGCGCCCAAGUACAGCGCCAAGACGUUCAUGUCCAGGUGGGCCAGCUUCGACUCGCCGAACACCCUGGUGAACCAGCGCCUGUACACCCUCGGCGACGAUUCCGAGAUGCUCGUGCAGAUGUACCAGGAUGUCGCGGAGGAUGAGUCCGCCUCGAGCGGCCCGAGGAAGAGGGUCGUGAGCCGCAGCGUGGUCAUCACCACCGACUCGCAGGAAGACCUCGUGCUGCACUGGGGCGUCGCCAAGGACGAGCCCGGCCAGUGGCUCCUACCCGAGACCACAGUUUGGCCCGGAAAGACCACCGCCGUGAGCGACAUGAGCGUCGAGACGCCGUUUGUGUCGGGCCAGGGCUGCCUCCCCGCCGAGGCUUUCGACAAGGACGAGGUCGAACCCGGCGAGGAGGACCUGUGCUACCCGAUCCAGCAGCUCACCAUCGAGCUCCCGGGCGAGGGCGCCGACGAGCUCAUGGGUCUGCAGUUCGUGAUCAGGAACAAGGAGGGCACGAGCUGGUUCAGGGAUGAGAAGAACGGCAACUCCAAUUUCCACGCCAACUACGCCACCACCCAGCAUUCCAAGGCUGCGGACGAGCUCCUCGAGACCAUCAUCCGAUCCGAGGCUGGCAACGGCUGGUGGACUCUGAUGCACCGCUUCAACCUCGCGUCCACCAUGCUCGAGCAGAAGUGCGCGCCCGGGGCGUCCGAGAAGUCCAUCGCCAAGGCUGUCGCCGCGGCGGCCAAGAUUUACGUCUGGCUCAGGUACUCCUCCAACCGAAAGCUCACCUGGCAGCGCAACUACAACGUCAAGCCCCGCGAGCUGAGCGCCGCGCAGUCCAAGCUGACCAAGACGAUCGCCAAGCUCUUCUGCGACGCGCCCCACCUGAGGGACGUCACCAGGCUCAUGCUUGGCACCGUCGGCAAGGGUGGCGAGGGCGGCCAGGGUCAGCAAAUUCGCGAUGAGAUUCUCAACAUCAUGCACCGCAACGACAUCAAGGAGAAGAAGGGCAUCUGGAUGGAGGAAUGGCACCAGAAGCUCCACAACAACACCACCCCGGACGACAUCAUCAUCUGCGAGGCCUACCUCGCCUUCCUCAAGUCCAACAUGGACAUCUCCGAGUACUGGCGCGUUCUCUCCGAGGGCGGCAUCGACCGCGCUCGCCUCGAAUCUUACGAGCGUCCCAUCCUCGCCGAGCCCACGCCGCGUCCCACCAAGAAAGUGGCGCUCAUCAAGGACUUCCAGAACUAUCUGAAGAUCCUAAAGUCCGUUCACUCCGGCGCGGACCUCAUCGAGUGCAUCAAGACGGCAAACAAGGGUCUCGGCGGCGUCAGCCCCGCGCUCAACUACGCGAGGGUCGCGCAGAACGGCGGCGGCGACGCCAUCCAGCUCCUCGCCGCGUGCGUCGACGCGAGGCACGAGCUCCGCGGCGCGGGUCUCGCCAACCCCUCCGACCAGGAGUGGACUCGCGAGCUCCUCUACCUCGACCUCUCCCUGGACGACGUCGCCAGGCGCGCCGUCGAGCGCUCGGGCGAGGCCAAUUACGGCUUGGAGGACCAGAUGAGGCUCGCGGGUCUCGUCAUGGAGAACCUCGCGCUCUCCCUCCCGACGUCCAACGAGGACAUCGUCCUCGCGCUCAUCGAGUGGCGCAGGGUCGAGGAGGCGCGCCGCGGCGGUGACUCGCAGUGGGCCCUUCGCGCCAAGGCUGUGGUGGACCGAGUCCGCCUCGCCGUCGCCCUGCACGCGGAUGACGUCGCGGCCAAGAUGCAGCCGGCGGCGACCGAGAUUGGCGUCGCGUGCGGCAUCGAGCACUGGGCGGUGGACCUCUUCGCCGAGGAGGUGAUCCGCGGCGGGCCGGCGUUCGCGCUCUCGCUGGUUCUCUCGCGACUCGACCCGCUGCUCCGAGCCGAGGCGGAUAUGGGCGCGUGGCAAAUCAUCUCGCCCGUCCCGGCGGUUGGCUACGUCAAGCACGUGCACUCGCUCAGGGAGGUGAUGAACGAGACGUUCACCAGGCCCACCGUGCUGGUGGCCGAUAAGGUUGGCGGCGACGAGGAGAUCCCCGCGGGCUCCGUCGCCGUGCUCACGACGUGCUCCGUGGACGUCCUCUCGCACUCGGCGGUUCGCGCCAGGAACAUGGGCUGCCUCUUUGCCACCUGCUACGACGAGGCGGUGCUCGACAGCCUCGCCGCGCUCGACGGCGAGCCCGUGUCCGCCUCCGUCAUGGGCGGCGACGAGGUCGUCUGGGAGGAGGUGGACGCGUCCGCGGUGGCAUUGGGCGCGGGCGCCGGCGAUGUCUCUAGCGUGCCCAAGGGCCUCAAGCUCGCCAAGAUUCCCUUCUGCGGCAAGUUCACCGUCCCGCUCCAGGAGUUCAAGAAGGGCGUCGUGGGUGCCAAGGCUAUCAACACCCUCGCGCUCAACGAGAGCCUCGGCGGCGGUAAGAUCCCAGCCUGGAUUAACCUCCCCAAGUCCAUGGUCAUCCCCUUUGGGACCAUGGAAUACGUUCUCGACGACGCCGUCAACGCCAGCGUCAAAACUGAGCUCGCGUCGCUCGUGGCGGCCAUCGACGACUCCUCCGAGACGGCGCUGGAGCGUUCCCUCGCCGCGUGCCGCGCGUGCGUCAAGCACAUCGCCGCGCCCGCGGGCAUGCUCGAUGAGAUCGAGGCUGCGAUGGUGGCCGCCGGCAUCCCCGCCCCCGAGGACGAGGAUCGCUGGGCCAAGGCGUGGAGCGCUCUGACGGAUGUGUGGGCGUCCAAGUGGAACGAUCGCGCUUUUGUGUCGCUGCGCAACGUGGGCAUCGACCACGACGACCUGCGCAUGAGCGUCCUCGUGCAGCCCGUCGUCGACGCCGACUACGCGUUCGUCAUUCACACCGUCAACCCGUCCUCCAAGGACCAGACUGAGCUCUACGCCGAGGUUGUGAUGGGCCUUGGCGAGGCGCUCGUGGGCAACUAUCCGGGCCGCGCUCUGUCCUUCUCCGUCAAGAAGACUUCGGGCGAGACCCCGCGGGUUCUGGGCUUCCCCAGCAAGAGCGUGAUGCUUAAGAUCCCCAGGCAGACGCUCAUCUUCAGGUCUGACUCCAACGGCGAGGAUCUGGAGGGGUACGCUGGCGCGGGCCUGUACGAGUCGGUGCCCAUGGACGAGGAGGAGACCAUCCACGCGGAUUACGCCACCGAUCCCCUGGUUUGGGACGAGGGUUUCAGGACCGAGCUCCUGUCCAAGAUUGCCGAGGCUGGCGUGGCGAUCGAGGCGGCGCUGGACGGCCAGCCGCAAGACAUCGAAGGCGUCGUCAAGGAUGGGGAGAUUUACGUGGUGCAGACCCGGCCGCAGGUGUGAGUGAAAAAUCUCGCGAAGCAGCCCCGCGCGUCUGCCCGGAUCCUUCUGUCAUUAUUAUUCUUGUUUGGAACGCCCACCCGUAGGGGUUGGGCAACGCUCGCUCCCUGUUUGUUUAAAGUAAGUAAUAUCAACGUUAGAUAAAAGAACGACUACGCC